Molecule: messenger RNA, 1166 nt
Organism: Aphis gossypii (cotton aphid)
Lineage: Eukaryota; Metazoa; Arthropoda; Insecta; Hemiptera; Aphididae
Gene: Sld5
Product: DNA replication complex GINS protein SLD5
Exons: 2
Coding region: 359-1018 (219 amino acids)
Biological process (GO): DNA-templated DNA replication; double-strand break repair via break-induced replication
Cellular component (GO): GINS complex
Source: RefSeq, a predicted model, not a curated record
UUCGAUUAUUUCCCGAUGCCCACGCCGAACAUGUAAUAAUAUGGCUGAGAACCACUGAAAACUGCUAUAUUUGUGGAACUUCAAAAACGACUGAUAAGUGAUAGCCUUCUGGACCCAGUGUCCCAGUGGCCAGUACUUCCAAGUCCCAGUGGCAGUUGCCACUUGGCCAGUGGCGUUGGACUAUGGUUGGAGCUCCGGACCCCAAUCGGCCGGAUCGAUGAAUCUUAAAAUAAUAUAUCGUAUUAAAAGGAUUUAAGAUCUUUUUAAAAUAUCUAACUGGCUUUAUCUCAAAUCAAUUGUUGACGGCUGCUGCACAAAUACAAAAAUUAAUUAGUCAGAAAUACAGAAAAGAACUAUCAUGGACAUUGAUAUCCGUGAGUUAAUAGACGAUGAGGAUGAUGAAAAUCAAGAAGAAAUGACUGCUCAGAAGGUAUUACAAAAUGUUGAACGGGCAUGGUUAAACGAAAAAUUUAGCCCAGAAAUACUGCCACAUCAGACAGAUUAUGUUGAAUGUUUGCUAGAACAAAUAAAAGGAAUGGAAGGAAACCUUGCCAAACUAUCUAAAACUGAUCCAAAAGUAGACUUGCACAAACUUGAACUAGAACGUAUUAAAUUUGUAAUAACUAGCUAUUUGCGAACUAGGUUGAAGAAGAUAGAAAGUUUUUGUGUGAGUGUGCUUGAAGAAGAAGCCACUCGUUCUGAAGAGGAUAAGUAUUUAUCACCGGCAGAGUUGCAAUUUGCUAAAGAAUUUGCUUUAAAUGCUGACAAUCAUUUUGAUACUAUACUUCGGCAUAUGCCUCAACUAUAUAAUAAAUUGGAUAGAAAUAAAAAAAUUAUAGAACCCAAUUUAAAUAGUUUUGUUUUUUUAAAAUGUAACAAGCAUAUAGACAGUGUUAUUAUUAAAAAUACAUUGGAAGGCCAAGAAGAAGAAAUUGUGUUAGAAGAUAAUUCUCAACAUUUGAUGCCUUAUAGUUCAGUUGCAGAAUUUGUGAAAAAUGGUACUGUUCAAUUGAUCUAAAAAUAUUAAAUAAAAGUUCAGCAUUCUUUAUCCAAUUUAUUAUUUAUUAUUUGUGUUAUAUAUUAAUUUCAACGCCAUCCAAAUAUUUUAAUAUAAAAAAUGUAAUAUAAUAUAUUAUGUUUAAAAUAAAUUGAUAUUACAAGUAAAA